AUGGCUGAUUCUAAUAGUUUAGCAGUGGGUUUAGCUGUGGGGGUACCUUCAUUUAUUAUCAUCGUCAUUAUGGUUUUGUUCUACAUAAGAUUCAGAAGAAAGCAGAAGAAAGAGGAUAACUCUUUUGAAAGUGACGAUAACCAUUCAUUCAAUUUAUUUUCUGAAGAGAUACAUAAAGGGUCCAAUCAUUCGAGUUCUAAGAGUAAUUCCUUCAAAAGAGAAGAUAUGGAACGUCACCAGAAACUGAUUGAAUUAGGAAGUGUCAGUGAAGAAGGUCUGCCUGUAAGAGAUCAAGAAAGUGAUACAAAAGUUGUACAAGAGAGAGAUCUCGGUACACCGGGUACUCCUGGCACACCUGGAAUUGCACCAACUUAUGCUCAAGGUACUCCAGGAACCCCAGGUACUUUCAGUAGUACAUUCAAUGGACCCAAACAUAGUAAAAAUAAUUCCGUAUAUGACUUUUAUGAAACAUUCAUCCCCAUACUACCACCUAAAAAGAAUUCCAAUUCUCAGGUUUCAACCUCCCAGAAUUCUUCUUUAUCCAACUUCAACAUUCUUCAUUUGAAUCUGGAUAAAGAGAAAGACAAAGAAAGGGAUAAAGAAGAUCAAGACCAAUUAGAUAAUUUGGCCAAACAAUUGAAUAACCAUUUUGAAAAACUCCCUACUUCAUUAUCCAAGAAACCUUUCAAUGGAGAAAGAGAUUUGAAAUACUCCAAUGACAAAUACAAGGAAAGUAAAGAAAGUGUAGGUAAAGCGGAUGAUCCUAAUAAGGACAACAAAUUAUCUAAUAUUCUUGGAGGUAAUUUUGAUAAUUCCUUCCAGAAUGAGAACAACGAACUGGGUUUAGAUGUUGUGUUCAAAUGA
This is a messenger RNA of Yamadazyma jaroonii, 864 nucleotides long. The record is from the annotation of a GenBank genome assembly. Lineage: Eukaryota; Fungi; Ascomycota; Pichiomycetes; Serinales; Debaryomycetaceae.